AUGUCUUUCAGCAGACCGAGUUCAAUAGCAGGCAAUUUAGGAUAUAAUGGGUUUCCAGUGUCAAUCAGCUAUUUCGUAGCUGUUCCUGAAGUGCUGCUCAUCGAAGAUGCCAAUGUCGCUGUACUCUUUAAGGCCCUCUCCAAGAAGAACUCCGUGACCCGAGAGAAGAACUUGGGCGAUUUGGUGAAAACAUUCAAUGAUUCAUCUUUUACAUUGACUGACAACACCAUCAUGUGCUGGAUUCAGGCUUACCCCAAAGUGGCCAUAGACAACUCGAAAACGGUGAGACUACUUGCUCAUCAAGUCCAAGGUACACUAUUGAGAAGAGUCGGUGGCCGUGAAUUUGGUAAGUACUUGAAAAGCACAAUUCCAAUAUGGCUACUGAGCUUGUAUGACCAGGACACGCCCGUCAGCAAAGCUUCCUACAAGGAGCUUCUAGAGAGCUUUCAGAAUGAUAGCGAGCGAGUGAACACCAAAUUAUGGCUGGUUUUCAGUGAGCAGAUCGUGAACUACAUUUACGUUGUGGUUUGUGUGGAAACUCACGAGUCGCUAUCUGACCUUCGAUACACGAAGAAUGAGGACUCGAUCGCAAAGUAUGAUAGAUCGCUCGCUGGCGCAAUUUUCAUGCUAUGCAAGCUCAUCAACCUAAUUAAUGAAGACUCAGGCUUCUCCCUUCAGGAGGAUUCGCUCGCGUUAAUCAAUGAAUUGUUGCGCCUGGAAAAUCUUUGGGAGCAUCUCGGUAGAUGCUCCGAUAUCGAGACUAUAAAUUUGGGUCUCUUCAAGGCAUAUCUUGGACUUUUGAAAUGCUCAUUCGAACUCAAGGAAAAUCACUCGCCAUCUCGCUUCAUAUCCCAGCUAGAUGAUGUGAAGGGCCUCUAUAAGCUAGUCAGCAAAAAUUUUAUAAAGAACAUAAAACUCAACGUGAAGGAGAAGACUCAGUCCAUUAUAUUUUCAUCCGUCAUCAUACAAUUUUGGGACACCUUAAAUGUUCUUACAGCUUUCACGCAAAUGUCGCCGUCAGAAAAAAAGAAAAUCAGAUUAAAGAAGAACUUUUGGGAGUCGGCAGGCUCCAAAGCACACUCUCGCCUCAUUAACUACAUUCGUUUGGGUCAUUGCAAUUCUGAUCCCUUAUUUUACAACGUUCUCACGGCAUGUCUAAAAAAUAUUGCAUCAAUCGAUUGCGAUGAAUCGGCCUGGAGCUUUGGAAAUUCCAAAGACACAAUCAAAGUUGUCGAUUCUUUGUUAUCUCAAUUUAAAAAGCUUCCUACGUUUUCAUUUAAGAGAUCAGCAUUAGAAUGUAUUUUUAAUAUUCUUGACAUUCUAAAUUGCGAUUCGUCCGUACAGCUCCGCCAAAAGGCAUUUAUGGUGGUUAUAGAUGGUCUCUCUUCAAAAGUCUAUCUGAAAGCGGACUCUAAAGCAAGAGAGAACUCUAUCUCUUUGCUAGCGUCAUUCAAAGGCGACUUGGACUUUGAAUCUUUCAAUAAGGAAAUUUGCGCCUCUUUGGAAUCUUCCGAUAAAGUAACUCUUGCUGGUCAUCAAUUUGAACAUCCUUUAUCACUGGUAGCCCCUACUUAUGUUGCAGUUCUCAGCGAUGAGAUGUCCGACGACUUGGCUGAUCGAGUUCUUAUCUCGAUGCUGGACAUAUUUGAAGAUCCGGGGCUCACGCGCUCGUUUGAGCUUUUGAUACAAUGUAUUAAAAAGAGCUUCAGUCCGGAAUUCAAAGAAUGGACUCCCUUGCUUCCUUCCUUUUGUACAUCAAAUUUCAUCGAUCUCCCAUUUGAGGUCCUCCGUAUUCUACUUGAUGAGAAUGUGGGCUGGGUUGACCUUAACAAAUUGAUCGACGAUGUAUUCAUCAAGGUCCUGAGUGAUGCUAAAGAGGCGCUUCCGAAGCUUUUAGCUCUUCUCAACAAGGCCAAGAGUUUGGACGAGAAAAGCGUCCCCCAUGUACGCGAGUAUUUGGAGAAAUUGUCAAGAACUGAGGUCUCAUCAAGUGAUUCCGGAUUGCUCUUCAACUACAUUGAUGAUCCGGCUAUACUUCGCAAUCUACUCGCAUCGCCAUCCGUUCACGAAAAACCCAAUGACUUCUUGGAGUCAGUGGUCUCGACGAACACAAAAUUAGACAAUCUUGGCGAAGAAUCCAGAGGUCACCUACGUCAAAUAAUCACCGCAGGAUUGCAGACCUCAAAUUCAAGAACCUUGUCUUCAUUUUUGUCUCUUGUCAAUGAUGAUGCUUUCGUGGCUAAUAUCUUGUCGGAGAACAUUAUUCUGGAUGAAUGGAAUAUCGAUGAAUUAGCAUCAAUAUUUAAAGAGCAUCCCGAGUACUUUCCCUUGAAUGAUGUCAACAAUCUUGUACAUCGAUUGAUUGAGUCCAUCGAUCUAAACUCCAUCGCUAUAUCCAACCCGCUACAUCAGAAUGUGUACUUAGCCAGCCAAUACAGCCUGUCCGAAGCAUCCCUUCAGGGAAAGAAGGUGAUAGUUAAAUUAGCAAUCAUCUUGAGAGAAGUAAUAGGCUCGACUCAAUCGCCUUCUUCUGAGAUCAUAAUUCUUGCACUUUUGACAAGUGAAUAUCUCCACGACUAUUUAUUUUUGAGAAAUGAGACAGAUCAAGUUCCUGACGCCUUGCUAAUGAGAGCAAAAUUGGAUGAUGUCCUUGCUCAACACUUGUUUGCAACGAAGGCAUCCACUAAUGGUCUUUUCAACGACUCGCCGAAGUCAACUGCUGAGCAGCGCAUCAUAGAAAGGCUCGUCGAUAAGGGACCUUAUUCUAUUCACCAGUUAUACUGCGCCCGUUAUUUAACCAGAGUUCUCUCAUCCACUUUCGAUGGCAUGUCACCCAAUGAGUUUGAGGCACUAGAUGUUAAAACUGCGAGGCUCGUGAAUCAACCACUACUCUUGUCGGUCUAUCUCACAUCAGCGGCUAAGUUCAUUGGUGUCUCUAAGACCUUCGACAGGAUGAGAAACUACGUUUUUGCAGAAAUCUUGGGUGUCAAAUCAUCUCAGGAUAUACUUGAUUUGGGUAAAGUGUGGUUAUCUUUAGCAACGAAUUUUCUUGUUGUCGACACUGACGAAUACCCUGACUACGAACUAAUACCGCAACACAAAUUAGGAAUGCUCAUUAGUCAUUUAAUGCAGUGGUUGGAUUCAGAUAUUGCGUAUUCCGAUGAAUUCUUGUCGGUAAGAAGCUUGCUAGCGGUCUUUUUCUCCCACUUGCUAAUUCUUGAUUCCAAAUUCGUUCCUGAUAAGACGUGGGAUAUUGCGUUUGACUUGGCUUUAAACAACUUGAGCUCUGCUCAAGUCGAGGUAAGGAAUAUUGGUAUACGAUUUUUCACAAUCAAGCUUUGCACCACUUUAUUCAAAAAGUCCAGCCUUCAAGACGCGUGGAAAGAGGCCAGAGAAUCCGUGACCGAGGAAUUAGUUGACCUUAUUCUCAAUGAAGAUAUUGAGAAUUUCAAUUCUUCCAUAAAUAACCAGCCUGUGCGUAUGACAAAUGAGCUGUUGCGAAGGCUCUUAAGCGUCGCAAGUAUCUCCGAUACCGUCAUUUCAAAUAAUUCAGAAAAGUUUUUGAAGGUUUUACAAAGCUCUCACUUUGUGGACAUGCAGAGACUCUCGGCUAAUCUAUUAGAAAAAGACGUCAUCUCAUCUCGGGACGACUUUGUUGUCGAAUAUCAACUUAACAAAGCCAAUCUCAGCGACUCACAGGAUAAUUUGGUGCAAGCAAAGUUGCCUAUGCAACUUGUAAAAUACGUCGCGAGUUUCAAUGAAGAUCUAGAAUUAUUGUCUGAGAAAGGAGAGGAAUGGAGAGCAACAUCGUACUUGUGGAGCUGGCUAUUAAUAUUUGCAUAUUUCAAGGGUUCUACAUAUGGUAUCAGAACUGACUACAUUUCUCAGCUUAAAGAGAGUCAGUGCAUUGAGCAUUUGUUGAACGUUAUCUUUGAUCAUGUCGAUCUCACGGACUCAAAGUUUUUGAGAACUUUGGUGGACGACAGCUUGGACAAGGUUCUGAGACUUGACUCUACGAGAUACUCAAUAGCGGAGUAUUCGAUCCUACAAGGUUGUCCUGGUGAGGACACACUUUAUGAGAUGAAGUUUGUUCUUGUUCAUUUAUACUUUAGGUGUCUUCAAUAUUUGGGAUCAUAUUGCCAACAAUGGUUCAGCGAACUUCGAGACCUUCAGUUGAAAAGACAAAUUGAAAAAUUUUCUAUCAAGUUCGUUUCUCCGUUGAUAAUAUCGAAGAUGCUCAAUGAAGUGGAGCAGGCUAAGUCGAAACUUACUCAAAAGGACGAAAAUCUCACAAUCAAGGUAAACAAGAUCACCAAUGAGAUUCGUACAAUUUAUAUCAUCGAUGAGCAGAAAAUGGAGAUGGUGGUCAAGAUCCCUGAAUCCUUCCCUCUCUCUAACGUAAUGGUUCUGGGUCCAUUGCGUUUGGGUGUGAAGGAAAAUCAAUGGAAAGCUUGGUUGUUGGCGUCGCAAAGGGUUGUCUCUCUCACUAAUGGCUCAAUCAUCGACUGCAUUGAGCUUUUCAACAGAAACGUCAGUCUACACUUUUCUGGUUUCGAGGAAUGCGCAAUUUGCUAUUCUAUUUUGCAUCAAGAUCAUUCAUUGCCCUCCAAGAACUGUCAAACAUGUCUGAACAAAUUUCACGCAGCGUGUCUUUAUAAGUGGUUUAAAAGCUCAGGAAGCAGUACAUGUCCAUUGUGUCGUUCAGCAUUCAAUUUCCGGAUCUCAAGAGCUUAG
Molecule: messenger RNA, 4734 nt
Organism: Candidozyma auris
Lineage: Eukaryota; Fungi; Ascomycota; Pichiomycetes; Serinales; Metschnikowiaceae
Product: ubiquitin-protein ligase RKR1
Exons: 1
Coding region: 1-4734 (1577 amino acids)
Biological process (GO): rescue of stalled cytosolic ribosome; ribosome-associated ubiquitin-dependent protein catabolic process
Cellular component (GO): cytosol; RQC complex
Molecular function (GO): zinc ion binding; ubiquitin protein ligase activity; ribosomal large subunit binding
Source: RefSeq, a predicted model, not a curated record